AUGGCUGUCCUCAAAGUCAAAUUCACCAAAACCAAGAGGGACAAAUUGGCUCAGAUCUUAUGGAUCCUCAACUGGGUUUCUGUAGUGAGUGGGAUCAUUCUCUUCAGUCUUGGCCUCUUUCUGAAAAUAGAGAUCAAGAAGCGCAAUGAAGUGAUGGCAAAAGGGGACAUUAACUCUGUCCCCAACAUGCUGAUCUCUGUAGGGGUCAUAGCAUGUAUCAUCAACUUUCUGGGUGGCAAAAUCUGCUAUGACUGCUCAGAUGCAAACAAGUUCUCUCGCUGGAAACUAGUAAUGCUGCCAUACAUCGUAUGUACCUUCUGUUUUACCUUCUGCAUCCUGGUGGGUGCUCUCAUGUGCUACACCAUGAGGAACGAGCUGGAAGAGUCUCUCUAUCUGGGACUGAGGGAUGCCAUUAAGUUCUAUAAAGACACAGACAUACCUGGGCGAUGUUUCUUAAAGAAAACUGUGGAUUUGUUACAAAUUGGAUUCCGUUGCUGUGGAAACAAUGGCUUUAGAGACUGGUUUGAAAUUCAGUGGGUAUCUCCUCGGUAUCUGAAUAUGGCUUCCAAGGAGGUUCUGGACCGCCUGAAGAGCAACGUUGACGGGAAGUUCUUGGUGGAUGGAGUCCCCUUCAGCUGCUGCAAUCCCAGCUCACCACGGCCCUGCAUCCAGUACCAGCUGACAAACAACAGUGCUCACUACAACUACGAUUUCCUCACAGAGGAGCUCAAUAUCUGGAUGAAGGGGUGCAGACAGGCCCUGCUGGAUUACUACACUGGUAUUAUGAGAUCCAUUGGCAUUGCAGCAUUGCUUAUUUGGUUGUUUGAGCUCUCUGUACUCAUUGGUGUCCGGUACCUGCAGACAGCCAUGAAGAAUGUCCUUCUGCUAGGGGAUCUGGAGGGCGAAUCAGAUGGUUGGUUACUAGAAAACAGUUUUGUGGAAACUGCCAAAUACAACAUCAGCAUCAUUAAGAAUCUCGGCAAAGCCAACCAGAUCUCCACUGUCUCAGGCAUGAACGACCCCAACAUUAAUGUUCAAAACACAGACUGUGACAAAACUAAUAUUACAACAAAAUCUAUCCCUGCAGCUAGGUAG
Messenger RNA from Zonotrichia leucophrys gambelii, 1095 nucleotides. Its product is annotated as photoreceptor outer segment membrane glycoprotein 2. The coding region runs from base 1 to 1095 and encodes 364 amino acids. Gene Ontology annotation, biological process: visual perception. The record is from RefSeq and is a predicted model, not a curated record. Lineage: Eukaryota; Metazoa; Chordata; Aves; Passeriformes; Passerellidae. The transcript has 3 exons. Gene Ontology annotation, cellular component: plasma membrane.